Drosophila virilis is the source of this 1522-nucleotide messenger RNA. RefSeq names its product Galactose-1-phosphate uridylyltransferase (gene Galt). Gene Ontology annotation, molecular function: UDP-glucose:hexose-1-phosphate uridylyltransferase activity; zinc ion binding. Gene Ontology annotation, cellular component: cytoplasm. The record is from RefSeq and is a predicted model, not a curated record. Lineage: Eukaryota; Metazoa; Arthropoda; Insecta; Diptera; Drosophilidae. Gene Ontology annotation, biological process: beta-D-galactose catabolic process via UDP-galactose, Leloir pathway.
CUGUCCCGUGGACUCCAUCGAUCGAGCGAGCGAGCGAGCGACAGACAGAUAACUGUAAGCGGCAGCCAUUACAAACACACAACACUAAUCCUACGCAGUAGGUAAAUGCAGUGAUAGCAACGUUUUUAGGCUCAGUGACAAGAUGCAGUUUGUGGCCAGCGAGCACCAACAUCGCCGACUGAAUCCAUUGAAUGGACAGUGGGUGCUUGUGAGUCCGCAUCGCAUGCAGAGACCCUGGUCGGGUCAGGAGGAGAAGCCGCAGCUAAAUGUACAACCCGAAUUUGAUCCCAAUAAUCCUCUCUGCCCGGGCGUUAAACGACCCAAUGGCAUUAUAACCGAACGCUAUGAGAGCACCUAUGUUUUUGAUAAUGAUUUUCCCGCACUGUUGGAACAGGUGCCCUCGCCGCCGGCAAGCGAUGAUCCGCUGUUUCAGGCAGCGCCAGCGCGUGGCAAUUGUCGCGUUAUGUGUUUCCAUCCCAAAUCGAAUUUAACCUUGCCAACCAUGAGCGCAACGGAAAUUGGCGCUGUUAUUGACGAAUGGAUCAAACAAUUUAACGAGCUGAGCCCCAAGUACGCCUGGGUGCAGAUAUUUGAGAACAAAGGCUCCACCAUGGGCUGCUCGAAUCCGCAUCCGCAUUGCCAAAUCUGGUCAUGUUCGUUUCUGCCCACAGAGCCACAGCUGAAGCAGGAACGACUUCGCGCCUACUACGCCACCCAUGACCGGCCAAUGCUGGGCGACUAUGUGGAACGCGAAUUGCAGCGCAGGGAACGCAUUGUUAUUGAGAAUCCCGAUUGGCUGGUCGUGGUGCCCUACUGGGCUACAUGGCCUUUUGAAACGAUGCUAAUAUCGCGCAACAACAACAAGCGCAUCAAUGAUCUGACCAACGGCCAGCGUCACAAUCUGGCGUUUACCAUCAAGGAGCUGACCACCAAAUAUGAUAAUCUAUUCAAAUGUUCAUUUCCGUAUUCGAUGGGCUGGCACGGUGCGCCCACGGGCCCAGAGCAUGCGCACGCCUCAAGCGCCCACUGGACACUGCACGCCAUUUACUAUCCGCCGCUGUUGCGCUCUGCCACGGUGCGCAAAUUUAUGGUCGGAUUUGAGCUGUUGGCGAUGGCACAGCGGGAUUUAACGGCGGAGCAGGCCGCCCAGCGGCUGCGACAAGUGGACGGCACACAGCACUAUCUGAGCAAAUGAUUCCUAGAGCUAGAGGCGGCCAAUAAAAACGAAUUUUAAUUGUAAACAACAUGCUAAGCUAUACCUGUAAUCAAGCAAUUAGGAAACUUUCAGGCGCGCUUUAGAUUACGUUUUUGUCUAAUUAUGAAACAAUAGGUGUAUAUAUAUACACACAAUUUGCUUCCCUCUGAUAUUGGCUAUGUCAUUCCAAAAUGCGCCAACAUAUGUAUAUAUAGAGAAAUUCUAACGCUCGAGGUUCAUAUUUCAGGUUCUAUUCCUCUAAACUAGAAACCAAAACUAUAUGACGAAAUUCUAAUAAAGAACAAAUGGCGAUUUUUAUUCUAUAAA